AUGGAUCGUUCAUCCAACCAUUCUUCUCUUGAAACAUCUUCAUCCAAUGAAGCAUGUUCAUCCACCACUGUGGAGAACGGAGUAAGUUCAUCCACGACUGCUGAGAAUGAAGUAAGUUCAUCUAUUACUGCGGAAUCAAAGGAAAAAGCUGAAGACCCCGUUGAGAAAUUGCUUAAACAAUUAUACACCUCCUUCUCAAUCUCAAACGAAGACAAUUAUUUUGUGAGAACAAAGAAAGUGAGAUUGAAACUCACCUCAGAACAAAAGAAGGUCUUUGAAAGAUUUUUCUUCAAUUCUAACCAUGCGUAUAAUGAAGCGUGUCUCCUCCAUUUCAUGUUAGAGCAAAAUAAGGGAAAAACACUCCUUACCACCACAGACGAUUAUUAA
Naegleria lovaniensis is the source of this 387-nucleotide messenger RNA. RefSeq lists its product as uncharacterized. Lineage: Eukaryota; Heterolobosea; Eutetramitea; Acrasida; Naegleriidae. The transcript has a single exon. The coding region runs from base 1 to 387 and encodes 128 amino acids. The record is from RefSeq and is a predicted model, not a curated record.